UUAAAGUUUGCAUUCAUUCACCUCAAGAGAAGAAUAUAAGAGGUGGAAUCAGCUCUUGAGUAGCUUAAGAACAACAAUGGGAAUUGGGUGCCCUGAUGAGAACAAGAGGAUUGAGAUCGAGGAAUUUCGCCGGAUGCUGCUAUCUAACGCAGCUGUCCACCGGACAAAGAUCAGCGAUGAAUUCCUCAACCAAGGGCAAUUGCGUCCCGCAGUUCAAAACAACCGUGAGCUUGAAGAGAAGAAGGUGUGUGUCACCAGUGGCGUAUCCUUCCUCGGUAUCGCUAUCGUCAAUCAACUCUUACUCCGUGGUUACUCUGUUAGAGUGAUUGUUGAAAAACAAGGUGCCACUUCAAUUCUUCUCCAACUUCGUAUCCUCCUUAUGCCAUUGGUAUCGGAGGAUCUGGAAAAGCUAAGAGAGAUGGAAAUUUCUGGAGAAAUGAGACAGUCAAUGAACACUGUAGUGGCAAUAAUGGCUAGUCUAAACGAUGUUGAAAGCCUAUCGCAAGCAUUCAACGGUUGUCGUGGCGUCUUCCACACUGCUGCCUUUGUGGAUCCUGCUGGCCUAUCUGGUUAUUCAAAAUCAAUGGCUGAAGUAGAAGUGAUGGUAAGCAAGAAUGUGACUCAGGCAUGUGCAAUAACACCUUCGGUCAGAAAUUGCGUGCUCACAUCCUCACUUCUAGCCUGUGUAUGGCAAGAUAUUAACUCUUCAAGGACAAUUGAUCAUGAUUCCUGGAGUGAUGAGUCUUUCUGCAUAAACAAGAAGCUAUGGUACGCAUUGGGUAAGCUAAAGGCAGAACGAAUAGCGUGGGAUGUCGCAAGGGAGGGUGGAUUCAAACUGGUUACUAUAUGUCCUGGUCUAGUAACUGGUCCUGAAUUCCUCAGCAGAAAUCCAACUUCUACCAUUGCCUAUCUUAAAGGAGCUCAAGAAAUGUUUAGAAAUGGACUCUUGGCGACAGUAGAUGUUAAUAGAUUAGCAGUAGCACAUGUGUUGGUGUUUGAAGAGAUGAAAAACACAGCUUACGGCAGAUAUAUUAGCUUUGAUCAAGUGAUUAGGAGAGAAGAGGAACUUGAAAAAUUAGCCAGAGACACAGGAAUAGACAUUAGAACGAUGAGGUCAAACUCCAGAACUAAUUUCUCAAACUGUACCAAAUUGUCAAAUGCAAAGCUUUGCCGCUUAACGUCUACAAUACAUAGAUGUAAUAGCGAGUUCUAGCUUUCGUCAAUAAACUUAUUUUAUGCCUC
Lycium barbarum (goji berry) is the source of this 1242-nucleotide messenger RNA. Its product is annotated as cinnamoyl-CoA reductase-like SNL6. Lineage: Eukaryota; Viridiplantae; Streptophyta; Magnoliopsida; Solanales; Solanaceae. The record is from RefSeq and is a predicted model, not a curated record. Bases 77 to 1213 code for a protein of 378 amino acids. The transcript is spliced from 5 exons. Gene Ontology annotation, molecular function: 3-beta-hydroxy-Delta5-steroid dehydrogenase (NAD+) activity. Gene Ontology annotation, biological process: steroid biosynthetic process.